Molecule: messenger RNA, 5943 nt
Organism: Phymastichus coffea
Lineage: Eukaryota; Metazoa; Arthropoda; Insecta; Hymenoptera; Eulophidae
Gene: SERCA
Product: calcium-transporting ATPase sarcoplasmic/endoplasmic reticulum type
Exons: 12
Coding region: 359-3367 (1002 amino acids)
Biological process (GO): intracellular calcium ion homeostasis; calcium ion transmembrane transport
Cellular component (GO): membrane
Molecular function (GO): ATP hydrolysis activity; P-type calcium transporter activity; ATP binding
Source: RefSeq, a predicted model, not a curated record
CUCCCCGGGGCUUGCAGUGCGACGAGUCAGUCGUCGGCGAACAGCUGUGCGCGAAAGAUAAACGAGACAGCGACACGGCGAGAAACCGAAACACAAAGAUCCGUCGUGUUGGACGAUUCUGAAGCCCUCGCCGAGGUGUUGUGUGCACACUCGCGCGGCGCGUCGACCUGCUGCCUACUGCUGAUGCGUCUGGGGGUGGUUCAUCAUCCUCCAGAGCAUCGGCUUCGUGUCGUUCAACCGUCGCUUCUUUUCUUCUGUGUUUUUUGUUGUGCUGUCAAGCCAAACGUCUUUUUGUCUCCAAAUUAAUCAGGUGAAUGAUCACUUUUAGUAAUUAACGAGUUCUGGAGCAAAAGUAAACAUGGAGGACGCUCAUUGCAAAACAGCAGACGAAGUUACAAACUAUUUCAAUGUUGAUCCUGAAAAAGGUCUUUCGCCAGACCAGGUGAAAAGGAAUCAGGAAAAAUAUGGUCUCAAUGAACUGCCAGCUGAGGAGGGAAAAUCCAUCUGGCAACUUGUACUGGAACAAUUCGAUGACCUCUUAGUUAAGAUUCUUUUACUAGCUGCUAUUAUUUCUUUUGUACUAGCCUUAUUUGAGGAGCACGAAGAUGCGUUCACAGCAUUCGUCGAACCGUUCGUCAUCCUGCUUAUUCUCAUCGCGAACGCGGUGGUUGGUGUGUGGCAGGAGCGCAAUGCCGAGUCAGCCAUCGAAGCGCUGAAAGAGUAUGAGCCCGAGAUGGGUAAGGUCGUGCGUGGCGACAAAUCCGGUGUGCAACGGAUCAGAGCCAAGGAGAUCGUACCCGGUGACAUCGUUGAGGUGUCCGUCGGUGACAAGAUCCCCGCUGACAUCCGUCUCACCAAAAUCUUUUCGACCACCCUCAGGAUCGAUCAAUCUAUCCUUACCGGUGAAUCUGUCUCUGUUAUCAAGCACACCGACCCCGUGCCCGACCCACGUGCUGUCAACCAGGACAAGAAGAAUAUUCUGUUCUCUGGUACGAACGUAGCCGCGGGUAAAGCUCGUGGUGUUGUAAUUGGCACUGGUCUCAAUACCGCUAUCGGUAAGAUCCGUACUGAGAUGUCGGAAACCGAGGAGAUCAAGACACCCCUGCAGCAGAAAUUGGACGAGUUUGGCGAACAACUUUCCAAAGUCAUUUCCAUCAUCUGUGUCGCCGUAUGGGCUAUCAAUAUUGGCCAUUUCAAUGACCCAGCUCACGGUGGCUCCUGGAUCAAGGGUGCCAUCUACUACUUCAAGAUCGCCGUCGCUCUGGCCGUCGCUGCCAUUCCUGAGGGUCUGCCAGCCGUCAUUACCACCUGUCUUGCUCUUGGUACGAGACGUAUGGCUAAGAAGAACGCUAUUGUCAGAUCGUUGCCAUCGGUAGAGACCCUUGGUUGUACCUCAGUUAUCUGCUCUGACAAGACCGGUACAUUGACCACCAACCAGAUGUCAGUCAGCAGGAUGUUCGUGUUCGAAAGGAUCGAGGGCAAUGACAGCGCGUUCCACGAGUUCGAGAUCACCGGCUCCACCUACGAGCCAAUUGGUGAUGUAUUCCUCAAGGGACAGAAAGUUCGCGGAGCCGAGUACGAGACGCUCCACGAGCUUGGCACUAUCUGCAUCAUGUGCAACGACUCGGCCAUUGACUUCAACGAAUUCAAGCAGGCCUUUGAGAAGGUCGGCGAAGCUACCGAAACCGCUCUUAUCGUUCUUGCUGAAAAAAUCAAUCCCUACGGAGUGUCUAAAACUGGCCUCGACCGCCGUACCACAGCUAUCGCUGUCAGACAAGACAUGGAAUCCAAGUGGAAGAAGGAAUUCACUCUUGAGUUUUCGCGUGAUCGUAAAUCUAUGUCAUCGUACUGCGUACCUCUCAAGCCAACCAAGAUUGGAACUGGUCCCAAGCUCUUCGUCAAGGGUGCCCCAGAGGGUGUACUCGACAGGUGUACACAUGCUCGUAUCGGCUCGCAGAAAUUCCCUUUGACAACUGUUCUGAAGAACCGCAUCCUCGACCUCACUCGCCAGUACGGUACUGGUCGCGAUACACUCCGUUGCCUGGCUCUUGCCACGGCCGAUCACCCAAUGAAGCCCGACGACAUGGAUCUAGGAGACUCUACCAAAUUCUACCUGUACGAAAAGGACCUUACUUUCGUGGGCGUCGUCGGUAUGUUGGACCCACCACGUAAGGAAGUCUUCGACUCUAUCGUUCAGUGCCGUGCUGCUGGUAUCCGUGUAAUCGUCAUUACUGGCGACAACAAGGCUACCGCUGAAGCUAUCUGCAGAAGAAUCGGCGUCUUUGGCGAAGAUGAAGAUACCACUGGCAAAUCUUACUCUGGUCGCGAGUUCGAUGACCUGUCCAUCUCGGAACAAAGAGCCGCUUGCGCUAGGGCUAGAUUGUUUUCGCGUGUCGAGCCUGCCCACAAAUCCAAGAUUGUUGAGUACUUGCAAAGCAUGAAUGAGAUCUCUGCUAUGACUGGUGACGGUGUCAAUGAUGCACCAGCUCUAAAGAAGGCCGAAAUUGGUAUUGCCAUGGGCUCUGGUACCGCUGUAGCUAAGUCUGCUGCCGAGAUGGUGUUAGCCGACGACAAUUUCUCAUCUAUCGUCGCUGCUGUUGAAGAGGGCCGUGCCAUUUACAACAACAUGAAACAAUUCAUCCGUUACCUCAUCUCUUCCAACAUUGGUGAAGUCGUCAGUAUUUUCUUGACUGCUGCCCUUGGUCUUCCUGAGGCUUUGAUCCCUGUUCAGCUUUUGUGGGUUAACUUGGUCACUGAUGGUCUUCCAGCUACUGCUUUGGGUUUUAAUCCUCCUGACUUGGACAUCAUGCAAAAGCCACCACGUAAAGCGGACGAGUCUCUGAUUUCUGGAUGGCUUUUCUUCCGUUACUUGGCUAUUGGUGGAUACGUCGGCGCUGCUACCGUUGGAUCUGCUGCCUGGUGGUUCCUCUACAGUCCUAAUGGACCUCAAAUGAACUACUACCAGCUAACUCAUCACUUGGCUUGCAUCGGAGGAGGAGAAGAAUUCAAAGGGCUUGACUGCAAGGUUUUCAAUGACCCUCACCCUAUGACCAUGGCUUUAUCUGUUCUUGUCACCAUUGAAAUGUUGAACGCUAUGAACAGCUUGUCUGAGAACCAAUCGCUCAUCACCAUGCCACCAUGGUCCAACUUGUGGCUCAUUGGUUCAAUGGCACUUUCUUUCACACUCCACUUCGUCAUUCUCCACGUAGAUGUUCUUUCGUCCGUAUUCCAAGUGACUCCCUUGACUGCGGAAGAGUGGGUUACUGUAAUGAAGUUUUCGAUUCCAGUGGUACUUCUUGACGAAACCUUGAAGUUCACUGCCAGAAAGAUCGCUGACGUGCCAGCCCAAGUGAAGCCGAUGCAGUAAAGGAAGCAGCCCAAGCGUCGGUGUCCCAAUCCUACUCCGACUCGACAAAAAUCAAAAGCAAAAAUAAUUUAUUGAGGCAGAAGCUGCGCAGAGAAUAAGAAAAAACCUAAUAAUAAAGCAAAAGAGAGAGAACGAGAUACACGCUCGAGGCAAAAGAAAAGAUAAAAAAAAUUGUGCACGUGUGUGAAAUGAGACGAUUGCGACGACUGCGAGAAUGACGGGAGAAUGAGCGAGAGAUUGAGAUGUGCGAGAGCAAUGCUGCUCGCUCGUCAAUUCUAGUAGCCUAGUCCCUCCCGCCCCGAAAACCCCUCCCCCUCGUUUUAUUGACUUUUUUCUUUUGUACCCAAUCCUUACAAAUAGGCUGUGCACUGGGAGCGAGAGAGAAAGAGAGUAUACGUGUGUGUGCGUGAGAGAGAGGUAGAUGAAGAAAGAGUCCCCGAGCUUUCAACAUUAUCAUUUUUUUGUGUGUCGAAUGGCGAGCUUAGCGGCGAACGUAAUAUAGAUAUAUGUAAAAUAUGACAUUGUUGGGAAAUUUGCCGGGUAAGUUCGCCUCGAACUCGGGACUCGGAUUGUGUUUGAUCUGCGAACCCUCGCAGUGCACGGGACAAUUAUUAUUAUUAUUUUUUUCUUUGGUUGAUAUUGAUGACGAUUGGUUUCAAUAUAUAUUCGCGAUAGGUAUGCCAAAAAAGUGCCUUGUAGAACUGAAGUUUCCAACGCACACACGAACUUUAGGGAAAAAGGCCUCAUUGACUAUUAUAUAUCAGUGAUUGUUGUUUUGUUGGAAAUUUUUAUGUUUGCGGUGUCCAUAUUUUAAAAGGCACUGCUUGUAGGCAACGCGGCCUUGUUUUUUGAUCGCGAUACUUUCUUUCUUUCUUUUUUCAAAAAAAAAUAUCUCGUAAGUUCGGAUGAGAAAAACGUAGAAAAUACGUUCGCGACUAGGAUCUGUUGUUUUUUUUCGACGCUCCGCGAGCAUACUAUAAAUAGAGAACAAGUCGGCGUGCGACUUAAUGUUUUAAUCAUGUAAAAUAGUUACACACAUAUAUAUAUACAUAUAUAUAUAUGUGCGAGGCUAGAGUAUAUAGCUCUUUUGUUUAUACUCUUUGGAUGAGAAAACGUUUUGAAAAGUAUAUCCACGAGAACAUCGAACACGCAAAAAAUAUUUGGCAAAACAUUGGACUGUGAAGAACUUUAGCGAUAAUAGCAGAAAACAUUGUAAAGCAUCAGUUUGAUUUUUAAACUGUGUAAAUAAAUAAGUGAGAGUAAAAAUAUACGGACGAAAAAACGAAAGAAAAUAGAAUUAACUUUCGAACUCCCUCAGUGAGGCCUUUUACCAAGGUAAAUUUCCUAAAUGAUGCUCAAGUGUAGGUGUGGCCCUGCAAAGUGUCCUUAUGUCGAGACACGUUGGUGUGCCCUUCUAAGGUGCAAAGCAAAAGUAGCUGAGCAAGCCCUAAGGAUUACGGAGUUGCAGUGCGCGAACGAAUGGAAGCAGAGAAGACAAUAGCGCCUAUCCUCUGUCGAUGUGCUUGCGACCCAGUACCUUCCCCAGGCCAAGUAGAUGUGUGUCCCUUGGCGAGCUCGCCUCUGCCAAUCUGACUCCCGUCUAAUUGUUGUUGCAGUGGGCGACGAGGUGCACCAGUGGAGCUAAAGCAAAGCAAAACCGAACCAAUCACGAACGAAUAACGCGCCGAUCAGAGACAGAGAGACAAACUUUGAGGGCCUCGCACCUCCGGAGCCGCGGCUACGAUUAUAGAUAGAGAAAGAGAGAGAGAGAGAGUUACGUGACUAAAGCUACUGUUAUCAAUCGUAUAACGACCCGUGGCUGCUAUAUACCCGAACAGCGAGACUCACACCUAACCGUCGAUGAUUUUUCAGAAAAGGAUAAAACAAGAAAGUAAUCAAUUUUAACAAAUUCUAAUCCAUAUACCCUUUUAUAUAGUCUAUUUAUCUUUGCCAAAUAAAUAAGACGCAUGACAGUCAAAUCAUUUUUAAUACUUCGUACAUUAAACGAGUUAAUGUUUAUAUAUAGAAAAAUUUUUAAGGGAUACACUUUUCAUUGGCUUUUAUCAGUAGUUGGAAUAAUUGUACAUAUCAACAUAUAAAUACGAUGUAUAAAUAACUUUUUCUCCAGACUAACAAGUAUGGAAUCCCCCGUAUUGCGGGUGUACUUAACAGUUCAAAAACCUCUUAUCACACUAAUCCAUUUUUGUUCUAUUUAACUAUCUGGGUAACAUUACCUGCAAUGAUUCACCUUUACCUAUAAAAUUAAUAUCCUCUCCGAACUUGUUCGAUUUACUUCAAAAUAAUUCCUUUUAAUUCCCCCCUUUGCUCUCUCUUUUUCUUUUCUUUUUUUCGUUUAUUGGAUAAUACCAAUUUAUUACAUAUUUUUCAAGUAGUCAUUUUUACUAUUCAAGCCCUGAUACAUAUUUUAUUUAGGUCUCUCCAACUCGAUAUUUUUAUAUAUAUUAAUCGAACCGAUUACUAUUGAUCUUCAUUAUUUUUAUUAUCUAAUAAAAUCUAUUGACCAUGAAAAAUUAAUGUUACAUUUGAGAAAUAAUAAAGUGCAAGGCGAACUUUUC